This is a messenger RNA of Amborella trichopoda, 1911 nucleotides long. Its product is annotated as F-box protein At5g46170. Lineage: Eukaryota; Viridiplantae; Streptophyta; Magnoliopsida; Amborellales; Amborellaceae. Gene Ontology annotation, molecular function: protein binding. The record is from RefSeq and is a predicted model, not a curated record.
UUCUUUCUCUCUCUAGGAAAGAUUAGAAAGGAUUUUUUCUGGUUUUUUUUUUUUGCUGUUUUUUUUUGCUUACUUUGCAGGCUCUCUCUCUCUGCAAUCCUUUAAAAGUAUAAAUCUACUGUACUUUUCCUCCCUAUCUUUCCCUCUGAGCAAGUCUCUCUCUCUAAGCAAUAUUAGAAGAGACUUUUUCUACUUUUUUUUUCUUUGACGCCUCCAUAGACGGAGACCCACCUCACAGUAUUUCGAUUUAUCUUCAAUUCCUGAAAAUCUUCUUUCUCUCUAAAAGAUUAGGACUUUUUCUACUUUUUUUCGCCUCCUUCUUAGACCCACCUCAAAAGUCUCUCUCUCUCUACACAAUUCCUUAAAACUUAAUUCCACGCUACUUUUCAUCGCUGAAAUUCCUUAAAUCCUCUACCAUCUACUCUACUUUCCCCUCUCUCUCUCUGCAAGUCUCUCUCUGCAACUCCAUGAAGAUUUGAUUUUUACAGCACCCACCAUUAGAACCGAUUCAUUAUUGCAGAUCUCUGCAACUUAGGACCAUCCACUCAUGGAGCCAUUUCCAGGUAAGGUCAGCUCUCACCUACCCCUACUCGCAGAUCACUUCGAAAGACUCCCUGACUCAGUGCUCCUCCUUAUAUUUAACAAGGUUCAGGAUAUCAAAUCCUUAGGGCUCUGCCUUUCUGUUUCCAAAAGGUUUUUCUCUCUCAUCCCCAUGGUUGAAGAUAUUUUGAUCAAAGUAGACUGUGUAAUCACUGAUGAUGAAGAUCCAAUAAACUCUAGAACCCGAGGCUUUCUCUCUCAUCUCCUCAAAAUGGUGAUGGGCUCUUUUGUUAAGUCCCUCGAAGCCUUUCAUAAGCUUGUAACGCCUCAAAAGAUUAGGGUUUCAGAAGUCACCCACCAUUCUCCAGUUGAGGUUUUGAAGAGUUUCUCAAGCAUUAGGACCCUGAAAAUCCAACUCCCUAAUGGCGAGCUAGGGUUUGGAGAUGGGGUUCUCCUCAAAUGGAGAGCUGAAUUUGGGACCAGUCUAGAGAGCUGCGUAAUUUUAGGGGCUUCCAGUGUUAUCGAGCCAGGUUUUGUGAGAGAGAAAACUAGGGUUUCUGAUGAUCUUGAUAUGGCCUUUUACGGAGAAGAUGAAUCAGGCACCAUACCAGAGAGCUUCUAUAUUAAUGGAGGUCUCAAACUUAGGGUGGUUUGGACCAUUAGCUCUUUAAUUGCUGCUUCAGCUAGGCAUUUUGUUCUUCAACAAAUAAUUUCAGAGCACCCAGGCUUAGAGAGACUGACUGUAACCGAUUGUGAUAAUCAAGGAAUUCUUUCUAUGAAUUCAGGGCAAUUGAGUGAAAUUAGGGUUAAACCCAUUUCAGCCUCUGCAAGUGCUAAUAGAACCCAAGUUCCAGCUUUGAGCAUGAAGCUCUGGUAUGCUCCGUAUAUCGAGCUUCCUAACGGUAUGGGUUUUAAAGGAGCUACUUUGGUUUUUAUAAGGCCGAGUGAUAGACCAAUGGGGAAAGAGGAGGCUGAUCAAUUUGUGUCCAUGGCUUUUGAUGGAGCUUAUGGGGAGGUGGCUAGACUAUUGGUGAAGAGGAAGACUUACAUUUUGGAGAUGAAUUCUUUCUAGAAGUGGGUUUUUAGAGAGAGAAAAAUGGGUUCUUAGAUAGAGAGAACCAAGGUGUUUCUAGAGAGAGAAACAGGGGAUUGGAUGGUGAUUGUACAGAGGGUGGUUAGAGUUGGAAUGGGGUGUCGUUGUUUUUGUUGUGGGCUUGAGUUACAGAGUUUAUGAGUUAGUUUUAUGUAAAAGUUGUACAGUUUUUUGUUUUUCUUCUUCUUUUCCCUUAUGUUCUCCAAAGGGAACUGAUGAUGUAGCUGCUUGCAUUAUCCUUACUUUUAAUGGAAAGAUAAAGUUUUGCACCUUGUUUC